Molecule: messenger RNA, 5002 nt
Organism: Stegostoma tigrinum
Lineage: Eukaryota; Metazoa; Chordata; Chondrichthyes; Orectolobiformes; Stegostomatidae
Gene: luzp1
Product: leucine zipper protein 1
Exons: 4
Coding region: 354-3593 (1079 amino acids)
Source: RefSeq, a predicted model, not a curated record
GAACAGACGAGAGCCUCCCCGGGCACUGUAGGAGCAUUAACAUGCGGGGCAGUCACACUGGAUUACCAGAAAGCAAGCGUACAUCAGGGGAAUCAGUCACCUUUACAUUCGGUUAAAAUGUUUUUGAAUCUGAAAAGAGCGUUUCAGAUGCAAAGGAAAAGGGGAUUUUCGUCGAACUGAAAAUUUGCGUUUCAGGAUAUUUUGGGAUUGGAGGAAGAAGGUUUGGCCACAGGAAGGGGCAGUGCAUAAAUGCUCAAGAGAAGGAGGAAGAGUCCAAAUAAAAAAGAUAAAUCCUUCCCGCUCCCAACCCCCUCCCCCAUCCCUUGAUCUUGGAUUUCAGCAAGGGAGUGGCGAUGACCGACACUAUGAGCCUCAAAGAGACUUCAAACCGGCAUUUGCGGCUAAAGCUAACCAGCUUGGGCCGCCGUGUGGAUGAGCUGGAGGAGGCUACAAGAAAUCUGCACCGAACAGAGGAUGAGUUAAUGGACUUGCAGGACAAAGUGAUCCAAGCCGAAGGCAGCAGCAGCAGCCUCCUGACUGAGGUGGACAACCUACGCAAGAGGGUACUCACCAUCGAGGGGAAGGAUGAGGAGGUCAGGAAGGCCGAAGACAUGUGCAGGACCUUGAAAGAAAAACUGGAGGCUGAAGUCAAGCUGAGCCAAGAGCUCAAGGCCGAGAUUGAGGAGCUGCAGGACAGGAUGGGGGAGCUGGAGAAAUUGGAAGAAGCCUUUAACAAGAGUAAAUCGGACUGCACUCAACUGUGCCUGAGCUUGAAUGAAGAGAAGAACCUCACCAGGAAACUGAUCACUGAACUGGAGGUCCUCCGAGCCAGAGUGAAGGACCUGGAGUCCACAGAGGGUCGGCUCGAUAAGUCGGAGAAAAGUAUCAUCGAAGAGCUGGAGAAACUAAAAUCUCUGACCGUUGUUUUAGCGGAGGAGAGGAAGACCAUGAAUGAAACACUGAAGCAAAAGGAACAAGUUAUCCAGGACCUUACAAAGAAACUAGAACAAAAUAACAAGAUAAAUGAGACAGAUCAAAGUUGGAACUCCUCAAAUCUCAGGACAAAUGUCAGUGAGAAGACAUAUAACUAUUCUGGGGACAGAGGUGAUCUCAGGAUUGAGGACGACUUGUCCUCAGGCCUGUCUCCCAAAGGCAGUCUAGCAAAGAAAAGUUUAGACUUUCUAAAUACAACACAUAAUGUUGGACUCAGAAACAAAGGAGACCAUGAACGUCAGGAAGACAACAAAAUUAAGGAUCUCACUCAGGAAAUCGAAAGGCUGAAGAAACGUCUGAAGCUUCUGGAGAUGGUAGAGGAAGACCUGAAGAAAACAGAAGCCAAACACAAUGAGUUGCAAGAGAGGUUUCUAAAUGAGCAAAGCAAAACCAAAAUGCUAGCUGAUCAGAUUGAGGAGAUGAAAUUGCAAAUGACGAGGAGCAAGGCCGUGGAAAAUGGAGAGAGUGCGCACCAGGAGAUUCGUUACAGGUCUCGACAGGACAAAACAAAAUGCAAAAGUGUAGCUGCAGCCGAGCCACAGGUCCUGAAAGAGAAGACACAUGAGGUGUUGUAUCAGCCACGGUCACAGAGGGAGAAGGUGCGAAACAGAGACUUGUUGCUGGAUGAUGACAGCACAGGGAAAAGUUACAGACGUCCCCUCAGUCCCAGCGUGAGACGAAGAUUUCAACGGCCCUCUUCAAACCCAAGAACAGCUUCCAAUGAAAAGAAGUCCGAGGAUAAAUCUUUAACGCACAGCUACAUCUCCGCACAGAAAGAUCAGGACCUGCAGCCAGAGAAGCUUAAGAAAACGAGGGAACCCCCAUCAGUGCUCAGUCGCUAUCCUCCAGCAGCUAAUGAAUCCAGUGUGAAGAGACCCUGGAACACUCAAAGUAAACAGAGUGAAAAUGGACCAAAGAGCAAAGCAGAUACAGUGCCUAGGGACUAUAUUGACUUGCAACAAUCGUCCAUACUGUCUGAUAAACAGAGAAAAGCUGUCAGCUAUUUACACAACUCUGAAAAUGAGAAUUCAGCAGCAAAAGAUGAGGUGAAUGAUUCUGGUGAGGACUCAUCAUCCACGAGUACUACUGCUAGCCUUUUGAAUGGAAUGUUUCCCUCUUACAGGAAUCACACAGCUUCACCAACGUCCAGUAGCGAGUUGAAGGAUGCAGACCUGCUCGAAGGGGAAGUGCCAAUGAGCACCAAUAGUGAGCUGACUGCUGUAAAGUCUGCUGAAAGGCUGCCAAUACACGAGGAUCCAGAAACUACGACAGAAGUCCUGCCUGUGACAACGAGACCGCGCAGGUCAAGGUACUUCCAUUCAGCAAAAUCCCAGGACAUGGACAACACGGACGUGAGGUGUAACACAGAGAGACAGCCGCUCUGCUAUAAACCCACUGAAACCAUCGCCUCUGAAGAUGUGGCUGCAAACCAAAAGCCAGGCCUGGAGCUGAAGAGGAUUUGUAGCCCGAGAGAGGGCCUAAGGUCUAAAGCAAUUAUAAAACCUGCUAUAAUUGCCAUUGACAAAAAGGAAAUAAUGACAACUGGGGCAGAGCCAGUCGAUGAAGAGCAUGGGCUCUCACCCAAAACUGUGCCAAAUAAAGUGACCAGUAGCAUCACUAUACCCCCAUCGAGUUUAUCCUCUCAAAGGAUCAACAGUACUGUGAUACCAAAGGAAAAGCACACUUCCACAAGCAAUAUUACAAUCAGUUCAAGUGAGACAACUUUACAGAGGAGCAAUAUUAGUAUUCCCUAUGAAAUAUCAAUCCGUAGGAGUGAUAUUACAAUGAAGCCAUCGGAAUCAGACAGCUCUGAUGAAGAUGAGACUGAAUCAGGGGCUGAGGUGUUGGUGAGCAGCAGUAUUACAAUCAAAUCUCCCAGGUAUGAAGAAGGCGACAGUGGUGUAGCUCCCUACGAAGCGAGGAGGAGGAGUCGUGUUGCUAACCAGGCCGAAACGGAGACCAGAAGUCUCCCAGUGGAUCCACCAGAGAGGGCUUCGUGGAGGAAGAGCCGGAGUGGGGCCCAGGUGGAACCCACUUGCUAUGGCACUGAUCUUGGCACGGAUUUCUCCCGAGUGACUGUAAGGAAGGCGAGCCGUGCCCUCGCUGCCAGUGACGUGGCUGAACCGAGUGGUAGCUCCAGGGGAGCCUUAACUGACGGGUACACGAGGAGGGUAAAUAACUUUUCCAACUCUUCAGACUCAGUGGAAGUUAAAAGUAGCCUCACGUCAGACACGGGUCCUCACCGGAGCUACUAUGGCACUGCGGAAAAUCUCCUCCGAAGGAAGCAGAAUGCCACCGUCGCGUCCAAAGUAGCAGAUUGGAAUAACACCUGUUCACUGGCAGGGCAGGAUAGUUCAGACACGCAGUCUGCACUCAACUCCAACCUGCUGUCAAAGCGAAAAGAAAUAGCGAAGCAGAUCCUGUCAGAUAUGGCCACAGAGCGAAUGCCGAGGAGUGAAACUGUAGACAAGAGGCAAUCAGUGAAACUUGAACUGAGGAGGAACCCUGCAGGCAGUCCCACCCAUCAGAGUGGUCCCAGGACUGAGGAGAAGACUCCUGUAGGCAUUCUCUCACAAAUAAGGAUGACGUCCAGACGGUGAACCCUCUGGUACUGACCUUUACGGCCGCACUACAGUUUUUAGUGUUAAUUAAGCACUGUAUAAUCUUCUGCAAUAUAGGGGUCAUUUUCAUCCUGUACACUCUCUGAACUAAAGCAAUCAUAUUACACCUAUAUUUUUCUAGAACGAUUACAUUUGGAGGUAGUUCUACUGGCUGUUCGCAGUAGAGGACGGUGGGGCGAAGGCAACAGUUGCCGGCCUCUCUCGGGGUAAGGAGACAUUGGUCCUUCCUCUGUCACAGUGUGGACUGAACUGAAGAUAGAGCCUGCGAGAAAUUUGCUGAGCCUGGGUGCACUCGGAUGCCCAUGUAGCUAUACUGCUACUUUGGGCAAGAAGUAAAACACGCAGGAAACCCAGAUUAAUGCAACAGAAUCCAAAGUUUUAGAGUCAAUUCAAUCAUCCAGUAGCGGAUGCCCUGAAGUGAAAGUUGUACAAUAAUGCAUAUCUGAUUUGAUAAACAAAAUGAAUCAGUAUGGGCCUCCUUGAGUGUUAACUCCAGCCCCCACCAGUGCUGCAGUAUCAUUCAGUGCACUGAAUAAGCAUCCAGUAUGUAUAUAGCUGUUCUUUGUACUUAAGUGAAAGUUUUCUUUCAGACAAACGGUUUUGAAAAUAUUUCUUAUUUAUUAAAAGGAACAGGGAGACAAGGUAAACCAAAACAUGCCAAAGUACCACAAUUGCUAUCUCGCUGUAUACAAAUUGGAGGAAGUUAGAUUGGCUCCAAAGUUUAAAGAUCAAAGGAAUCUUAAAUGGAUCAGAAUGCUCAGUCUACUGUUCAUCAAGUCCUUAAUAUUUAUCGCUAUUAGCAUGUCAAAGGCCAUUCUAACUUCUGUUUCUUUUAUGUUGUAAAUUCAGUGAGCAGAAAGAAGAAAAAAAGUGCUAAUUACAAUUUAAAGUUCAGUCUUCCUUGUCUGUGAGGUAAUUUGAAAUGAUUGACCUUUGACUUUCUCCCCUCAGACAUUCCAUAGCGAGACCAGCUAGAUGAAUCGCAGUUGUCUUUUCCAGCUUUUUACAUUCCUAUACUCCUUUAACAAAUGCUUCCAAUAUCCCUUCACUGUCCCUCCCCAGGAGAAGGGUUCGGGGGAGCACAUCAUGGUCCUUGGCCACAGUCAACUACAAAUGCUAAAGAGCAUAUCAUGAGAGCACAACUCCCUGACACUGAGAAGCAACUAUUAUCAACGGGAACCACGUUGCUCAGACAGCCUGUCUACUUCAGUGCUCAGCAUCCACUAGAGUUAAAAACCAAGUACCUUAAUGCUCGGAUAACCCCUUUGUAAAAUUUGAAUCUCUUUUCUCCUCCUGCUGUAACUGACCAGCCCCAAAUUGAAACAGAGAUAACAAGGUGUUGAGCUGGAUGAACACAGCAGGCCAAGCAGCUUCAGAGGAGCUGGAAG